Molecule: messenger RNA, 759 nt
Organism: Rotaria sp. Silwood2
Lineage: Eukaryota; Metazoa; Rotifera; Eurotatoria; Philodinida; Philodinidae
Source: the annotation of a GenBank genome assembly
AUGUCAUCACCAUCACACACAGUUUCUAUUGUUGAUUAUAAAACACCAUUUAAUAUUGAUUUUGGCUCAAUCACUGAAUACUUUUCAUCAGUAUUAGCUAGUGAUGGAAAUGUGGAUCGAGGAGCAUUAAGACAUGGAAGUCUUUUAUUUAAAAAUCAUUUUGUACACAAUAUUACUAUACCUCGGGAUUAUAUUAAAAGAAUUAUAUCAGCGAAAUGCAGAGCUGAAAUGAAGAAGUCCAUCACCUAUGAAUUGAAUAUGAUAAUAAAGAUUAAUCGUCCAGCUGGCAUAUUACAAGCUUCAUGUCAACGUGUGGCUGGAAAAGGUGAACGAGCAGCAUGUAAACAUCUUGCAGCUCUAUGCUUGGCUUUACUAGAUUACCAUGAAAAAAAACUUUAUGAAUCUUGUACGCAAAGAUUGCAAGAAUGGCACCAGCCAACUAGAAAGUCUUCAACUCCUAAGAAUUUAUUAGACAUAAAUUUUACUUCUAUGAAACAUGAUAAAACUGAAGAAGAAAAACCUAAAUGUUUACAGUUUCUUCGAACAGAUAUUUACAUUCCUGAAGCGACCACAGCUUUACGUGAACUACUCAUAAAAUACGGUCAGCAAACUAUCGCUGCUGCUUCUCUUAUUUUACCACAACAAGUUGCUAUCUCUCGUAUAUCUAUUCCACCACGUGUGAUCACUCAAAGUUCAUCACCAGCACAAGAUUUAACAUUCCUAGACAGACUAGAGAGAAUGAUAGAGAGAGAGAGAUGA